Messenger RNA from Fusarium poae, 3129 nucleotides. RefSeq lists its product as uncharacterized. The transcript has 9 exons. The record is from RefSeq and is a predicted model, not a curated record. Lineage: Eukaryota; Fungi; Ascomycota; Sordariomycetes; Hypocreales; Nectriaceae. The coding region runs from base 1 to 3129 and encodes 1042 amino acids.
AUGCUCUCAAACGCAGGCUCAAAAGCCGAGGGCAUAGAGAAACAGCUGGGAGCUGAGCAGCCAGCGGAAGAGGCGCCAAAACUGGAGGAACCGAAAGCAGAUAGCAUUCCUCCAAGCUCAGGUUCCCUUGUGACAUCUGAGCCUAAGGAAAACGAAAGCACUUCUCCUGAUUCUGCUAAUAAGGAGAAGAACGAGAGUGAGGGUGGUAUGGAGAACAAAAAGGAAGGCACAGACAGUCCUGUUGAUGAGCAUCCGGGGACUGAAGCAAAAGAAAACGAUGAGAAGUCCAUUGAUGCUAGUGACAAUGACAAAAAGUCUGAUGAUGCUGACGGUAAAGACAACAAGGACAAAUCACCCAAUGCUAAAGAUGCCAAAGAUGCCAAAGAAGACGGUGCUGAUAUAAAAGACGCGACCGAUUCCAAAGACACUGACAAGUCUGAUACCAACGGAAAGAACAUGGGUGCCAAUGACACAACUGAAGCACCCCCUCCGGUCCCUACAGUCUCAGACCCCAAGGAUCUUGGCGUCGAUACAUUUCUUGCUUCUCCUGCUGAUAAAGCCGCCAGUUUCACUGACACGGACAGACCCUGGGAGCCAGCUGACGGAUAUACCACCACGGCUGGAUUGGAUAAGUUUUCUCAAUCACAUGAAGCCUACACGCUCAAUGAGGCGCAAUGGAUAGAGGUGCUCGAGAAUUGCGGUGCCAUGUAUGGUUGGUGUAUCGACGGGCCGAUGAAACAAAUCGUUCGCGCUCCGAAAGCUGCCUUUCAACUCAAGACUGUUCAGCCACCAGGAAUACCCUUGAACCCGCCCACGACUACCCCAGCAGGCAAGGACUCAUCCAGCGGAAGCACAUCAGCAUCUAGUACCGCGUCAUUUUCACCAGGAACGUUGACUCCUGCAAGUUCCACUACGUCUCAUGCCAGCUCAGAACAAGGAAUCAAUGGAGUAGGCUCUUCAACUACAAUCACUGGUGGUGUCAAAGAUGCCCAAGCCUCUACCACCCUGGGUUCCAUGCAAGAGAAGUCUCAUAACGCAGAUUCAAAGACCACACCCUCUACUCAAGUAUCAAAAGCAACAAUACAGGGAGCCAAGCCAUCAGCAUCGAGUGCAACUCAUGCCUCUCUGAAAGGCAAAACGCCCAAGAGGGUUCUACCCGACUUCAGCGUCAACGACAACUCCCGCAUUAAUGUUGUAGUUAGCUCCCAUGAGUUCCAAACAAGUAUGGCCACCAAUGAUUUCAGCGCUUCUUCUACCUCCGCAUCCUUAGGAGGGAGUUAUGGUCCAAUUUCUGCAAGCGUCAGUGCCUCGGAAGAAAGCAUGCACAGUUCAUCCACUUCAAACACCUCCGAUACAUAUCACAAGACUAUGAUUGCAAAAUAUUUGUUCCCCCGAGUUGACUUGAGCCUGGAUGAAUGCUUGGAACCUACGGAAGGCCUUACAAAAGCAAUUCAAAAGGUUGAAGCUACGAAGAAUAUCAAAGACCUACGUCAGCUUCGUCGGGAUUAUGGAUACUUGUUCUGCAAGACUCUGACUAUUGGAGGUCGUCUUCAAACACAAUCCAUCAUGGCGGACACAGAGAAGACCUCGGAGCAAGAACAAAAACAAUCUAUGAAGACUUCUGUUGGACUCGCUGUUUCUUCCCCCAAAGCAUCAGCAUCAGUCAGUCACACACAAGAAUCUGGUUCUGCAAACUCUCAGUCUCAGGCCACGUCCGAUAAAUCUGAAUCACAUGCUUUUGAAGCCAUGGGCGGUGAUUCCCUACUUGCUUCUAACCCAGUGGCUUGGAUUCCAACAGUGGGCAACUACAACAACUGGCGUAUCAUCAACCGAGAUGGCCUCAUCCUAAUGUCCGACAUGAUCUCUGGACUCAGCGGUUACGAGCAUACAAGAUCAUGGUUCGAACAAGCCGUUCCGGGUUUGAGCAAGUACAUCGAGUUCUCGGACAAGCUUGUCAAGAAAAUUCGGUUGAGGCUAAUGUCACCGAACCACAAUUUGUGUCUUUCAUAUAAGAGUGGUUCACAAGAAGAAGAUUACGCGCUUCCACCGAACUACUAUUUCGGUCACCGACCGAUGUCGACAGUGAUGCCAAUAGCGAUGGAGCUUGUGCAUCCUGAUGUGCACUGGGGUGCAAUUGAGAUGCCCAAUGGCAAGGCAGAAUUUCUAUUCAGCCCGGGAAGUUACCGUGCUCCAGCGAUCUACGGUUGUGCUGCAAACAAAGCUGGUGACAAUUAUUAUGGCACCACUUACGACGACGGGUACAAAAGCACGAUUUGGAGUAUUACAUCGCCGUAUGAUGAUGCUCUAUGUCACGAGUCACGAGUCAUUAUACAAACAGUAUCGCCUGGGAACACGUCAACCCCAGAAAUUACUGGAAACUCGGCAAAUAAUACCCCAACAGUGUCCACAUCGGCUUCGAUGGUUUCUUCGCUUGUUGUAUUCCGCAAUCAGCAAGGUGUCUUUUUACCCGCCAUGUCCGAUGCCAAGGAUGUGCAUAUUUGGCGGGUACUGAAACAUGGAGCUGCUCCGGGCCAAAAGGUGAACAUUGCGGAAGGAGAUCAGAUUCAACUCGCAUGGUGUUAUCAGGACCAAUACUGUGGCUACCGAGACUUCACCGAAGACGCCUUUGGGCGACGUCGAAAUGGUCCUCCUCCUGAAGCAAAGAGCUCUACACUCUACAUGAGAUUACCCUGGCCACGCUUCGAGCCAGUAGAAAGUAUCUCUCAACAGGCCAAACCUCUUCCAAAUACCCUGAUGAUGAGCGACGUGUCACAAGAACAAGACAGCUGGAAACCUUCUCUAGUUGAAAACAUCAAUGUGAUCAAAGGAUCUCAGCAGGUUCAAAAGGAUAUUCUUGUUGAAGAUUGUAUCUUUCGACUAGACAUUGUCAAACAUCACGGCCGAGGUGAUGUCAAUGACUACCUGUUGCGAGACGUGAAACAGGAAGCGAAAUUUCCCGAUGAGAUCACAAGUGAAGAACUCGAGAAGCAGAUUGAAGCAGAAAUAAAGGCCCGUAAAGAACAGGAAAGACAAGAACGAGAAGCGCGAGCAGAGGCCGAGAGACACAGUGAGGGCAUUGGCAUGACAGUGGUGCACACGCUCUUUCCACUUACAAAUCUUUUUUCUUAG